Messenger RNA from Homalodisca vitripennis (glassy-winged sharpshooter), 3429 nucleotides. Its product is annotated as synergin gamma-like. The transcript is spliced from 7 exons. The record is from RefSeq and is a predicted model, not a curated record. Gene Ontology annotation, cellular component: clathrin coat of trans-Golgi network vesicle. Bases 358 to 2859 code for a protein of 833 amino acids. Gene Ontology annotation, molecular function: protein binding. NCBI's taxonomy places the organism in Eukaryota, Metazoa, Arthropoda, Insecta, Hemiptera, Cicadellidae.
ACUGUAUUAGUAUGACGAGUUGACAGACGACAAACUGAAGACGAGUGACAGAUUCCAAUUCCUAUUCCGUGUAUUUAGUAUUAUUUAGGAUUUGUGGUUGCUAACGAGUUCGAUGAGUGUAAACAGAUUGUCUUUCAAUUUAUAUAAAUAAUUACUCAGUAAUAAUUGAUCAUUAUGACUAAAUUAUUGUAAGAAUGAAGUUUGUUGGUUAACAUUUCUGAAAUUGUCGUAUAAAAACUUCGUAAAACAUUUAUCUGUGUAGAUAUUUGCCUUGGAUUAUCUGACUGCUUUGUUACAAAGCUAGCCUACUUAUACUCAAAUAAAUCAUUUGUGGUGAAGAAUUUAUCUUGAAUUAAAAUGAACACCCAGAAUACUAGUAAAGACGUGUCCAAGCAACUAGAAUUUGUAAAACAACAACAGCAACUUCGAGAGUUUGGCAAUGUUAGAAAUGGUUCAAGUUUCAAGACCUUAAGUGCUGAGAGUAUGAUUGAAGAUUUGCUCUCAAAGAAGGAGACAUUCCAGAAACGCAUUCCUGAAGCUCAACAAAAACAGGACGUCCCCAGCUGGCUGACAGGAUCCGUUCCACCACUCUACGAGAGAGUAUGGGUGGGAGUUCAGGCAUCUGGAGGUCUCGCAGAUACUCCUCUGCUCUCAACUCUUCUCAUGUCGAGUGGUUUGUCAACGGACACGUUGGGCUAUAUCUGGUCGCUAGCCAACCGUACCGUACCAGGGGCUCUCACUCAGUCGGAGUUGUACUUGGUGCUCGCUCUGGUGGGCCUGGCACAGAAUGGGUAUGUUGUCAACAAUCUAGCAGCCCUUCAUCAACUGCCACAAGCUCCUGUACCAACGCUGGAUCUCACACUGUUGCCAACACGCAUGGCAGUCCCUCACGUUUACCCAAAUCCCCUCAACGUCACAAGUCUACCAGACCCAAUACCCACUUUCAACUGGACAUCAGCCGAUAAGCUCUAUCCGGAUGGUUCAGAGAAAAUCGGUAUCUCUUAUGUGAGCAGCGGGCCCAUGGUUAGUCCCACCUUGGUUACAGAUCAAAUCACCAAAGCUCCCACAGUGAAUGUAGCCGAUUUAAAUUCUCAGAAUAAUAUCGCUGGAAAUAAAAGUGUCACUUCUAGUAGUUUAGGCUUUGACUUAACAAGUAAUACAAGUAUGAAACACUCUGGUAAUACCUACUCUUUUUCUUUCCCCAGUUUAAAUGAAUCCCCGAGCCAUGUUGCAAGUGGGGAGCCAGAUCCUUUUGAUGACGAGUUUACAGACUUCCAGAGUGCCGAUUUUACUUCAGCUACUACUUCUGGGCGGGUCGAAAAUAACUUGAACUCUUCCAUUGAUGACGAAGACGAGUUCACAAAUUUCCAGAAAGCCUCGCCCAAAUAUGACAACGAUGAUCUGUCAGUGUUGGUCGUUGGAGGGAAGAACAUUCCCUCAGCACAAACGCUCUGGGUGACAGACAGUCCUUCUGUGUCUUCAGAACUCAAGGGUUUUAACAGGACAGAAGUAAAUAAAAGAGGACCGAUUAAUAGCAAUUUACCAGAGCCAAUCACGACAAAUGAUUUAGCACAUUCGACUAGAAAUGAUCCUGUUCAAAACAAAAAAGAUAACUUUGAAGACAAGUAUUUAGCUUUCCAGGAAGUAGAAGACGAUAAGUAUAGUAUAUUCCAUAAUCCUCUGCCAGAAGACGAGGACAGGCAGAGUGUUGUCAGUGAAAGUAAUCAGGCCGAGCCCAAGUCAAUGUUUUCACAUUCACUGUUUGAAGAUCCAGAUGCAUCUUUAGACUUUUUUAAGGUUGAUUAUCAAACAACAAAUUUCGAGCAACUGAAACCUAAUUCUGAUACCAACUCGAUAAAUGAUAGUUCAAAAGACAGUGAUGAAUUUACGAACUUUCAAAAUUUUCCAGUGAAUUUCCCAGACCCAACUCCUCAGGCAAAAGUAGACAAGUAUGAUGUAUUCCGUACCAUUGUAUUUGAAGAUAAUGCCUUAGACUCUGACUCGGGGCAAACAACUAAGAUGGAUGUUCCAGUUGACAAGACUUUCCAGUCAUUCCAAGCUGAUAUGGAUGUCUUUAAUGAUGUAAAUAACCAUCAUCAAGAGAGUAGUGAAUUUAACUUGUUCAACAAUCCUACAGAGACACAAUCUAAUGACGUCAAAUUUGGUGAUUUCCAAGACGCAACUGUCCUGGCUGAAAGUAAUAACUCUAAUAUUGACAGUUUGUUUUCUUCUCUGGCCAUUUCUGAAAAAACUGUAGAGAAAGAUAUUAAACCAGAACCAUCUUUCGCUGCGGAUCCUACAGAAGACAAAUACAAAGCCCUGAGACUUCUUGAGACAGAAACAGUUGAAGGCGAUGAGUUUGGCGAGUUUUUUGGAGCAGAAUUACCCAAUUCUGAGAACCAGCCUCGAAAGGACACAGAACAACCUUCUAUACAAAUUCGUUGCCUGGAAGCUUGUCUAAAUCUACUGAAAGCAGGACUAGCCAAGCUGUCACAAGCUUCGUCACAAGAUGUUGUAUCGGAAAUCCUCGGUGACCCUAGAGCGAACAACUAUUUAGACUGCCUAUUAGAGGUACACAAGGUGAGUGAACGUAUCAUCAGUCACUUGGACUCUGAUUGCUGCGUAACUACAGUUACAGAACUACGUAACGUCUGGGACAAUUUAGCUCCAUUCUUCACCCACACGGAACACAUACAUUUACCAGAGACGGUGGGCGCUGUCUGUGGGGUGUGCCGUAGCGACACCGGACCUUCUCCCGUCACAUUCGGCGCACACACGUUCCACACUCCCUGCGCCAACCUGUACCUACACUGUGUCGAGCCUGUUCUUCCUAACAUUGCUGCAGCUACCGUGCAGUGACCUCGGAAUUUGUGAUAAGCCCCUCUUUUGUAAACUUAAUGUUUUAAACAUUCCAGAACUUUAUAUUGUAUAGAAUAGACAAUUUCCCUUAGCAUGAAUCUCCCGCAAGUGUUAUAAAAAAUUACCUGACACAAUUGAAAAACCUUAUAAGAAAGAAACAGAAUUAUUUAGUGGAAUCAGAAAAUAGUACAAAAGUUCAACAAUCUGACGCACUAGUAACUUUGAUCUUCCUCUAUUUUAAAAGACAAGUCAAGUACUGCAAGAAUUUUUUUUUCUUUUUUAAUUUAAAAUCUGCAAAUUGUAACAGUUAGUGUAGAUUAUAACAAGUCUGUAUUAGCAUUCAUAUUCAUUUUGAUUCAUCAUAUUUAAAGAAACAGUACAAGAAUGUUUUCACAUUUAUACACAAUUGAUUUUAUUCCAACAAAUUUAAUAGUUAAUGUUCUUCUGUUUUUAUCUUCAAGAUUUGCAAACUUGAUAUACCUUUAUCCACCAUUGUGGUUUUAAAAAUUAAAUAAACUACUUGUCAACAUAAGCAUAAAUAGUGGUCUCGUAAAUAUAACAAUAUUAUUG